Molecule: messenger RNA, 1533 nt
Organism: Endocarpon pusillum Z07020
Lineage: Eukaryota; Fungi; Ascomycota; Eurotiomycetes; Verrucariales; Verrucariaceae
Exons: 2
Coding region: 1-1533 (510 amino acids)
Source: RefSeq, a predicted model, not a curated record
AUGUUCUCUAUUCCAGGCUUUGGUUUGAUUCUUCUAGCCAGCAUCGUCCGAGCCCAAGUGGACAAUGGGUGUGGCACCAUAUCUCCUGCUUCGACGAUUAUGUCUCCAACCACCAUCUCGUCCUGCACCUUGUUCUUCACCCCCUCCAUGCCAGCUCAGGAAGGUCCAACAAGCACAGUGUGGGCAACUAUGAUGACCACACAGUUCAACGUUGUCAAUUGCAACUACUGCCAGAUCUCCAAUGUGGCCAACAACCCUAUGCCCACUGGCCCCUUCACCACCAAGAUCACCUCUGACUACCUGUUGAUUACGCAAAUUGCCUGCAUCCCCAAUACUUCAGGUUUCACCCGCCGACACGCUCUGCCAGUGGCAACGCCAGAGCCAACAGCUUUAUACAUCCGCGGUGCUAAGCCUCAGACCCUCACACCGAUGGUGAAGAAGUCGGUCCCAAUACCCAAGCUGGCCGAACGUCUCAGACGUCAAGCAUCUCCUCAAGCCACCGGUGAUGCAUUGAUUCUGACUGGAGAAGCCUCCCGGCUGAUCGAGCAGCUCUUCACCGUGAUAUACUCCAUUGGUGUGAUCAAUUCUGCGACCGAUCUGCGGCAAACUUGUCUUCAGCUACAGUCAGCAAAUGCUGUGCUCGAUCUGGACCGAGUUCGCCUAAAUGCAACGCAAGCUGCCUCCAUCGUCUGUGCCGCUUCACUUCCAGGCGCUGAUCUGGUUUCUUUCAACCAGACAUUAAUUGCGAAGGCUGCAGAGGGUAUAUUCAGCGUUCAGAUUGCUGCAAACUUCACAGGCACCGUCGAGACCAACAGGCUCUGCGAUCAGCUUGAUCUCCGCUUCUUACCUGGGCUUGGUGUCGACGCCAACGCAGUCAAGAGCUUUGUCUGCAAUGCCAACAAUGGCACAUUCACCACAACAGGUACCGACAACGCCACUUCCACAACAACGUUAGCCACCAACAAUUCGACACUUACUGGUUCGGAUGUGCUCUGUGCUCCAACGAUUGCUCCGUCUGCGGGGACCACGAUACCUUUUCCAUUUUCCAAUUUUACUGCAGGGGCUCUUACCAUGGCUGGGACCAUUACCGUCACCGGUCCCGCAGGCACUGCUGUCACUGCACCAUGGGGCACUGGCUUUCCUGCUUCAGGCAGAGGCCUUUUCUCCACUGGCAAUCUCACCACAGCUACUGGCUGCAUAGGAUUUGAUACCCUUGUCACUGCUACUGGAGAUCUUCCUGCAGGUACUGGCAACGUUGAAAACAGUACUACCGCUGAUGUCACAAGAAACCUUCUCACUCCUAUCGGCACCGCUGAAACCGGUUGCACAUUCAAUGGCACUGGUAACCUUGCUGCAGGCACUAUCACUGUUGCACCUGUGACCGGUGUCUCUGUGACCGGUGAUGCAUCGGCAGGUUAUGCUAUGUCCACUGUGGAUCCCGAGUCCAGCCUCGCAGGGUAUGGACAAGAACCUUCAGAGCGCUUGCCACGUGGACCGAAUUCAACACCCAGGUACUACCCAAAAUACUUUUGA